This is a messenger RNA of Suillus plorans, 1458 nucleotides long. RefSeq lists its product as uncharacterized. Lineage: Eukaryota; Fungi; Basidiomycota; Agaricomycetes; Boletales; Suillaceae. Bases 1 to 1458 code for a protein of 485 amino acids. The record is from RefSeq and is a predicted model, not a curated record. The transcript has a single exon.
AUGACCAGUACUUCUACCUUCUUCCCCCGUAUGCACCCAGUUCUAACUAGGGUGGAAACUUCACGCAGGAAACGCCAAUUUGUCACUCAUCACCGUCGACUCAAUAAUAGAGGCUUGCCACCAGAGUUGCUCCUAUUAAUCUUCGAGCAAGUUUACGCAGAUAGUACGCUGAACGGAGAGUGGAUUGCGUGUAGCCCGCAGUCUCGCACACAGUUCCCAUUUGCUCCCGCGGCCGUAUGCAAGGCCUGGAGAGAUGUUCUUGCGUCGGUGCCACGCUUCUGGACACGUAUCAUCAUCAAUCUUGACACCACAAAGCUUUCAGAUAUCAACACAUACCUUCAUCUCUCCCGAAAGCUCACUUUCGAAAUCACCGUCACGCGAGAUCAACGAAUCCUUUCUAAUUCUCGCACAAAUAAUGAUGACGAGGGCGCCCAAGCAGCCGCAGUCAUGGCACUGAUUGUUCCCCAUCUACAUCGCUGCAGGGCUUUAUGUUUCCAGCUCCUUCGCAGCUCCUCUUUGCCUGCUCUCCGCCAUCUGAACGUCACUGCACCUCUCCUUGAACGGCUAAAGCUGCAAUGUGGGGUCGAUGAUGGCGAGCAUCCCCUCGUAGGCAGCGAAGUUCCUGAGCAGUGGCGCUUCUACGCUCCAGUGCUUCGGCGCCUCUUUCUCAACGGGCGCAAUUUCCGCGACGCUUGCGCCCUUCGCUGGGUCGAUUCACUUCAAAACCUAGAGGACCUAUGUGUUUCGCGCUAUUCCGGUGGUAAAUACCCAACAGGAGAGUUGCACCUGCACGACGUCUUGCUUAUCGUCGAUAGACUUCAUCGCUUGUUUGGAAUACUUCAGAAGCUGACUCUUCAAGAUGUUUCAUUUGAUGGCAUUCUUACGCGACAGGACGGCUACGACAUUCAGAUCGAAGCUGUGAGCCUGCAGUCCAUUAACCUCUCGACGGUCCGUACCAUCUUCAUGUCUAAGACCGGACCAGCUCCACGCCUCGUACACAUCAAGCACGAGCUCUCACCUUGUGUAUAUCACAUUCGCUUGACUCAGGCUGACACCCUCGUGCUGGAAGGUCCUUUCUCACACAUGGCUAAUGCUAUCAAUAUCUGGGACGGCAAUUGUCUUUCCAUCAAAAACUGUCCCACCUUCAACGAUCGUACCAUCCGUGACAUUCACCGUUUGUGGGAUCCAAACAAACUCACGUCUCCAAACUGGUCCCAACUAAAGAUAGACAAUUGCACAGAGUUCUCCGCAGAUGCGGUUCUGGCCUUGAUCGAUGCACGCAACGAUGCGGUGCAACGAGCGCGAGAUAGAGACAUCACAACACAGGCCCCUUUCAACAGCUUGCAGGUUUUGCAGGUACAUGGCGGGCCUCCCAUCUCUCCAGAGGACGCAGAGGCGUUCAAAGAGAGGUUGCUCACCUUCGAAUGGCAUGAAGCAGCCACAGGUAUAACGCAUUAG